Molecule: messenger RNA, 2333 nt
Organism: Blepharisma stoltei
Lineage: Eukaryota; Ciliophora; Heterotrichea; Heterotrichida; Blepharismidae
Source: the annotation of a GenBank genome assembly
AUGGGCUGUUGCACGUCUUUAAAAUACCGAAAAACUAAUAUUACCUUAUUUUCCGAGGCUCCUCCUUCAUUUUCUAUCAAAAUUCAUCAAGGAACUUUUAUAAGGCCAAAUGACCUGCCUUUUACUGAAGUUUAUAUGCUUGGCAAUCGUGUUGGCAAAGGUGGCUUUGCGGAAGUGAGAAGAUGUACGCAUAAACUGUCUGGCUCCACAAGAGCUGUUAAAAUAUUCAGCAAAAAUGCUUUAAAACCAGGAAAAGAAGCUGAAGGAAAUUUGCUCAUUGAAAUGGAAAUUUUGAGACUUUUAGACCAUCCAAACAUGUACGCUAAAUAUUUUUAGCCCCCACUUCCAGCCCAAGCGAAUUGAAAGAAGAAAAAGCGUUACAUUAUCCCUAUCCUACGUUAAAAAUUAAGCACAACUCCCCAACAUCAGAACUUCAGCAACUCCCCCACAAUCAGAAAAUCCUCCACUCCCCCACAAUCAGAAAUCUUCCACUCCUGCAAUUUCCCAACAUCAGAAGAUCCUUAAAUCCCACAACAUCAGAACGUCGGAAUCGCGCAACUCCCCAAAAAAGAAGAAGAAAUCCCACAACUCCCCCUUCACCUGAGCCCCAACAACUCCUUGAGCCCAGAAUUCCCAGAGCUCAGAACUCCCAAAGCUCCCAAAGCCCCCAGAACUCCCAUGACUCCCACAACUCCCACGACUCCCACGACUCCCAGCGAAUUGAAAGGAUUUCCAUUUCGGGCGUUCACUGGCUUGCUUGCUGCUGGCAAAAAGAAGUUUUGAAUAACUGCCCAUUGGAUCAGGUCACAAAACUGCGGUUCUGUGCUUAAGACCUUCACUUCAGAUUCUCGGCUUCAAAAACUAUGCCCGGAUAUGCACAGGUAACAAUCACAUGAGAGGAUGGGCUGGAUGCCGUCGCUAUUUUAUCUAUAUGGCCAUCCAAACAUAAUCAGGGUAUAUGAUUUUUUUGAAGAUGAAAGCAACCAUUAUCUCGUAAUGGAAUUAUGUGAAGGAGGCGAACUUUUUGACAUAAUUAAAAAACUCACGAGAUUUAGUGAAUCUCAAGCAUCACAUAUAAUGAAACAAUGGUCAAGUAUUCAUCUAAUGCAAAAUUAUUUAAAUAGAAUUGACGAGUCAUAAAUAAAACCUAUAAUUUUUACAGUCAAACUCAUUUUAAUUUUUUUUAUAAAUAUUUAUUAUUAAUUUAGCUUUUUUUGUUAAAAAUAACCCCAAAAACAAUUAUUUUCUGCCGUUUCUUUUAUGCACUCUUUUAAUAUCGCUCAUAGAGACCUUAAGCCUGAAAACAUUAUGAUAGAAGAAAGAGGGUCAGAAUUAAAUCUAAAAUUAGUAGAUUUUGGCUCAGCUAUAAAGCUUGAAGAAAACAAAACUAUGGAAGGAAUCGUAGGGACUACAUAUUAUAUGGCCCCAGAACUAAUUUCUGGGAAAUACACAGAAAAAUGUGACGAAUGGAGCUGUGGUGUAAUUUUAUAUAUAUUAUUAUGUGGAAAUCCGCCAUUUUACGGCAAAACUGAUGACGAGAUUAUGGAGAAAGUAAAAAUCGGGUCAUAUGAUACCACGACUGAAGAGUUUAAAGACGUUUCUGAAGAAGCAAUUGACCUUAUCCAUAAGCUUAUGGCGCCUUUAGACACUCGAAUAUCUGUAAAUGAUGCCUUAAAUCACCCAUGGAUCGUAACCCACAAUACUCAUUCUGUAUCUCAGCACACCCUUCUCCACGUGAUUGAUAAUCUAACUAGAUUUUCAAGUCAGCUAAAGCUUAGAGAUGCCAUUAUGACUUUCAUUACCUGCCAGCUGCUAAAUUAUAAAGAAUUUAAGCAUCUUAGGAAAGCCUUUUCUGCAUUAGAUAAUGAUGGGGAUGGAAAAAUAGGAAAAAGUGAUCUAAUAAAAGAGCUUACUGCGUCUUACUCAGAAAAAGAAGCAAAAUAUAAAGCUGAAGGGAUUAUAAAGGAAGUUGAUGAAAACCAGGAUGGGUUUAUUGAGUUUACUGAAUAUAUUAGAGCUGUGGCAGAUGAAAAAUUAUAUCUAAUUAUUAUAUAUAAAAUAUGAUUUAUUAUCAUUUUUUCAUGGCAUAACGAAUUUUUUAUUUAUUUUAUUUAAGAAUAGUUUUUUCAAGGAAAAAUUUGGUUGUCGCUUUUGAUUUGUUAGAUAAAGAUAAAAAUGGGAAAAUUUCAGCUGAAGAAUUAAUGCAUGCAUUUUCUGAUGAUACUGAAGAUACUGUUGAUAUAUGGAAAGCGCUAAUAAGUGAGGCAGAUCAAAACGGAGAUGGGCAGAUUGAUUUAGAUGAAUUUUUGGAUUUUUUGAUGACGAAGUUUUAA